UGACGUACUUCCCUUUCACGUGCCUGUAUCAUUAAGUGUGGCUUGCUGCGAUCAUUUGAGUCACAUAUAGCAUUUAAUAACAGCUACAAGAUGUUGAAAAUCGAGGGACUCGGUCCGAAGAUGGACCCUGAGGAGAUGAAGAAAAAAAUGCGAGAGGAUGUUAUCACGUCUGUUCGCAACUUUUUGAUAUAUGUUGCGCUCCUUCGAGUCAUACCCUAUGUUUUGAAGAAGCUGGACAGCAUAUGACACCCCGCUAUGGACAGAAACAUUCCCUGUACAGAUGAACAUGCGGUACCUGGAUGUUGCUGCAUAGAGCCACUUGCCACACCGGAUGAUAUCUGAAGAGACCUAAGGAGAUCUUGUCACCUGUCAACCAUGAUUCUUUUAUUUAUUUGAUUUUUUACUGGAUGCAACUGAAUGUAUUUACUUUUUCUCUUAGCCAUUUACAUAUAUGAAAAACAACAGCUGUUAAACAGAGUGUUUCACAUUGUUCACAAAGGUGUAAGCAAUAAAUCUUUUGUCACUUAA
Messenger RNA from Triplophysa dalaica, 528 nucleotides. RefSeq names its product translocase of outer mitochondrial membrane 5 homolog (yeast) (gene tomm5). The transcript is spliced from 2 exons. The coding region runs from base 91 to 246 and encodes 51 amino acids. Lineage: Eukaryota; Metazoa; Chordata; Actinopteri; Cypriniformes; Nemacheilidae. The record is from RefSeq and is a predicted model, not a curated record. Gene Ontology annotation, cellular component: mitochondrial outer membrane translocase complex.